Molecule: messenger RNA, 1521 nt
Organism: Bradysia coprophila
Lineage: Eukaryota; Metazoa; Arthropoda; Insecta; Diptera; Sciaridae
Product: venom serine carboxypeptidase-like
Biological process (GO): proteolysis
Molecular function (GO): serine-type carboxypeptidase activity
Source: RefSeq, a predicted model, not a curated record
CAAAAUGUUGUUUUAUCAGCAGCCAGUCGAAUUUUGUUAACCGUAGAGUGUGAACAGAAUUAUUAUUAUGGGAAAACUAAUUCAUUUGCUGGCUCUCAUGUCAACGUUAGUCUCAACUAAUUGCUUAGACAGAGAUAUUGACGAACCAUUGUUUCUAUCGGAAUUCAUUCUUAAAGGUGAUUACAGUACAGCAAGAAAUUUAUCGGUCGUGCGCCAUAAGGAAAUGGACUGGUUGACCAGUCAUGCAGGAUACAUAACAAUCAACAAACAGCUCAGUUCAAAUAUGUUCUUCUGGUAUUUUCCUGCGAAGUACGGUGCGAGUACAGCACCACUAGUGUUGUGGUUACAAGGUGGACCAGGGUCGCCGUCCAUGCAUGGAAUAUUCAAGGCAAAUGGACCAUUUGUUAUUGGCUCCGACCGAACAUUAAAAUCACGCAAACAUUCGUGGCAUUUUCGUCACAAUUUGCUUUACAUUGACAAUCCCAUUGGAACUGGGCUUAGCUUUACUGCAUACGAUGCUGGCUAUUCGAAGAACCAGAACGAUAUCGGCACGAAUUUGUACCAUGUUCUGCAGCAGUUUUUAUCCGUAUUUCCUGAACUACGCCCGAAUCCGUUCUACAUUACGGGCAGUUCGUAUGCGGGUAAGUAUGCACUGGCUCUAGGCAACACCGUUUUAAAAAAUGCUCCAUCGUCUGUCGACAAAACUAAAAUAAAUCUCCAGGGAUUGGCAAUAGAGAGUGGAUUCAUUGAUCCGGUAAAUAUGCUAAAUUACGGUGACAUUCUCUAUCACAAUGGAAUGAUCGACUCCAAUGGUUUGAAAAUAUUCAAAGAGUAUGAAAAGGAUGCAGUUGAAUCUAUCAAUAAAAGAGAUUACGCUAGAGCACUCUUUCACAUUGACCAUUUGAUUCUUAAUUUGUUUUACAAAUCAGACACAGUGUUCACGAACCUAACUGGGUCAACGAAUUAUUAUAAUACUUUAAUGGAAGACAAUUACGACUUUUCUGUCGUUGAUGACUUCAUGAAUCGUCCGGAUGUGAGGCGAGCUAUUAAUGUCGGAACGGUUGAAUACCAGCCAAAUGAAUUCAACAAUGUGCAUCUUCAUGAAGAAGACCGAAAAGUAGAAUUUAGUUUGAAACGAGACAUUAUGCUAAGUGUAACGCCAUGGUUGAGCGAACUCUUAAAGCAUUACAAAGUGUUUUUGUUCAACGGUCAAUUGGAUAUUCUUUGUGGCUAUCCGCUCAGUGAGAAUUCUGUGAAAAAAUUGAAAUUCAAUGGAGCGGAAGAGUAUCAAGUGGCUGAGCGGCGCAUAUGGCGUGUGGACAACGAAGUAGCUGGUUAUGUUAAGGAAGCUGGAAAAUUAACCGAAAUAGUUGUACGUAAUGCUGGCCAUUACGUAUCAAUCGAUCAACCGAAGUGGGUCCUUGACAUCUUAACUAAGUUGACUUCUGGUGAAGGGUUUUGAAGGGAAAUCGUUGUUUUCAGAUUGCAUUUUAUAUUUAUAAUUUUUUUGUGGAUAAAACU